Larimichthys crocea (large yellow croaker) is the source of this 2422-nucleotide messenger RNA. It is a transcript of the gene rhbdl2, whose product is annotated as rhomboid, veinlet-like 2 (Drosophila). The transcript is spliced from 8 exons. Gene Ontology annotation, molecular function: serine-type endopeptidase activity. Lineage: Eukaryota; Metazoa; Chordata; Actinopteri; Sciaenidae. The coding region runs from base 553 to 1449 and encodes 298 amino acids. Gene Ontology annotation, cellular component: membrane. The record is from RefSeq and is a predicted model, not a curated record.
UUUUAUUGCCCUGCUGGGCUCUGUGUGUGUGUGUGUGUGCGUGUGCAGGAGCUACAGCCCUGCAUAUACCUUGUCCGUGACGUCACAGGUCCCAGGUGUGGCACGGGGGUAGAACAGGUAGGCUGUUGUUGUUGUCGCGCGCAGUUUGCAGACUACCGUUUGGUGGAACUGUGAGCGGAAAAAAAAGAAAAAAGGUGGGAAACAUCAGCGGCUUGUUUGGGCUCAGGAAGGAAGUUUGAUGCAGGAAAAAGCGAUGACAGAGCUAUAAUUAUCUCCAAGUGCGCUCUUUUUUCUUCCUCCCCUCCAAAGACCUCACACGGCCGGUUUGAAGAAGAGACUCCGCCGCGGAGCUGUCUGCAAACAUGGAGGAACGCUGCUGAAAAACGAGUUUGCACAGUAUUUUAAACUUUAGUAUUUCACAUCAGCUCCUUAGCUCGCACUUUGAGCUGUUGGUUUGUUUUUAUAGUUUAGUCGAAUCAAUAUUUAUGCGCCUGGAACCAGUCGGAGACAUCAGCACUCUCUUCCUGUUGGAGGUUUAGGACCGGAGCAGCGAUGGGGGACAUCGACCUCGAGCAGCAGGAGCCGUUUCCCGUGGACAGAGAUGGGAAGCCGUUCAGGAGCGGAGCAGAUCAGCUGGACGGCGACAGAAAACUCGGAUGCUGCGAGAAGUUCCAGCUGUCCGUCUCCAAGUGGAUGCUACCGGAAGACGCUCGCAGCAAAUACCUGGAGCGGGCCAACUGCUGCCCGCCUCCCAUCUUCAUCAUCCUCAUCAGUAUUGCAGAGUUGGCAGUGUUUAUCUACUAUGCUGUGUGGAAGCCUCAGAAGCAGUGGGUGACCCUGGAUGAAGGCAUCUGGAACAGCCCUCUUACAUACAAGCCCGAGUCCAGGGAGGAAGCAUGGCGCUUUUUCUCCUACAUGUUUGUCCACGCCGGUGUGGAGCACAUCGUGGGAAACCUGGUGAUGCAGCUGGUGCUGGGAAUCCCACUGGAGCUGGUCCACAAAGGAUUUGAAGUGGGAAUGGUUUACCUAGCAGGUGUCCUGGCAGGUUCUUUGUGUAGCUCCAUCUUUGAUCCUCUCAGUGCUUUGGUGGGAGCUUCUGGGGGUGUUUAUGCCCUAAUUGGAGGUUAUUUUAUGAAUGCAGUGGUGAACUUUCGAGAGAUGAUUCCUCUCCUUGGAGUGUUUCGUAUCCUCGCCAUAGUGAUUUUUGUUGGCAUUGAUUUCGGAUUUGCCUUCUACAGAAGAUUUGUCAACGACGAGGCUGGUUUGAAGGUGUCCUUUGUGGCUCAUUUUGGAGGAAUUUUGGCCGGGAUGACCAUCGGCUAUGUCUUCUUCAGCGCCUACAACAAGAAGCUACUUAAAGACCCACGUUUUUGGCUGUGUAUAGUGGGCUAUAUAGUCUUUGUGCUGGUUGCUGUGAUCUUCAACAUCUGGCUAACCCCAGCAACAUAAACCUGCACUCGCUAAUAUUUCUUUUUAAAGUUAACACUAAAAGCUUUAACGCCACACUCAGGAAACUGUAUUUUACUGUCGUGUUUCAGAGCAAAAGCUGCUCAUCAGGGACUUUGUGAAUGUCAUGCACAAGGUUUUUAUUUUAUUUUAAUUUUUUAAUUUGACAUCAGUUUCCUCUGUUUAUAGCUGAGUUCAAGGUAAACAGUGCCUUCUGCUGUCAGUGUGUGGCAUUGCAGAAGGAAUAUUUUAUAUUUUAGACAAUGUUGAGGAAAACGUGCCUUUAAAAAGUUAAUUUACAAGUGAAUUAAAUGUUAUAGAUUUGAUCUCUUCUGUAAUUGAGGCUAGAUAUUUUUCAAAUUUUCAUGAAUAAUUGGUGAAUACACUAUUAUUCUUUAAUAGGAAAUAAUUCUCAGACUCUGUGCUUCUUCUGUUUUAUGUUUCUGGACUUUCAGUGUUCACGAAAUGUGCCUUAAAUGUGGUGAAAUCUCCUCACUGCAUUAAACACAAUUUUAUGAAGACAUGUCGACAGGAAAAAAGAGUUUUGUAAGCACGGGUUGGUGGGUUUACCAUCAGGCCUUGGCUUAAUGCCCCAUUAUUGUUUCAGUCGCAUCCUGUUGACAGGACAUUGCUGAUUACAUGUUGUCAAACUGAUUAAUUGAAUAUCCGGCUUUUGGAAACACCGGGUACUGUUGUUGUGUAAUUAAAGAGUGGUUGGUAUCGGACAAAUCUGCCACUUAACUGGUGAACAUUAAACAUAAAUCCUAGUUUAGUAAACGUACAUAUCACUGUUGUAUAUCUGGUAUGAGGUACUGGUUGUAAUUUAUAACCACAUCUUCAUUUAGAAAAUGUGUUUGACUCAUCCAAGAUUAAAGUUAAACUAAAACCAAAGACCUCCUACACUUAAAUUAGCAUUUCCACAGCUUUAUGUUUUAAAAGUUUUUGUUUUUAAAAAAAUAAAAUUUGAUGUUUUUAA